This is a messenger RNA of Parascedosporium putredinis, 876 nucleotides long. NCBI's taxonomy places the organism in Eukaryota, Fungi, Ascomycota, Sordariomycetes, Microascales, Microascaceae. The record is from the annotation of a GenBank genome assembly.
AUGGAUCAAUCAAUUCAUAGCAGUAACGCAGUUCCGACAAACCCGUGCCUGCUCCUCACUCUGAAGCAAGCUCUGAAGCACACAGUGCUGUCCAUCCCACCUUCCGCACUCGCAAAACCCCACCCCACCUUCCCCAUUCAAGAGCUCAAGACCCAGUCCAAGCCGCCUUCCCGACGAGCUUUCGCGACAGGCCAUCUCCAUGACGCAAACGAUACUAUCUCGCAACUCUAUUCCCCAGCCGUCGAGCCUUGCCGCUUACAAGCGUCGCCCAUCGAGGCCAUGGAGAAGUCGCUCGGCAUCCCCGUCCCCGAGAUGAUUUUCGGCGACAACGUCGUCGGCCUGCACCACAAGCCCAGCGGGUGGUCCUUUUCCUUCAACGCCUACAAUGCGCUCGACGCCGUCGGCAAGACGGCCGAGAACAUGCUGCAGGUGGCGUACGCCCGCGACUGGGCGUCCUCGCGCGAGAACUCGAGCGGCGACAUCAACAAGAUUGUCAACCCGUACGACUGGAGCUACUCCACCGACUACGCGGGUACCCUGGAACAAGGCUCCAAGGCGUUUGCCACGACGGACAAGGCGAUACCCCUGGAACUCCUCAAGAGAAGGGACCCCAUACUGUUCUUCGACGAGGUGGUUCUGUACGAAUCCGAGCUGGACGACAACGGCGUCUCCUCUACAGCGUCAAGGGUGGACAACGUCAUCAUUAGGGUGCGGGAUACUAGGGUCUACGUAGAUUUCGAGACGGACGAGGUUAUCAAGGAGUACUGCGCGCGCGAAGACAGCUUCGCCAACGUGAAAAAGGCCCUGCUCAUGUCCGGGAGGUUACCCGACGACAUCACCAUUUCCUGCGAGACCCCAAUGUGCUCGCACCUCUAA